This is a messenger RNA of Bacidia gigantensis, 1554 nucleotides long. RefSeq lists its product as uncharacterized. Gene Ontology annotation, biological process: response to oxidative stress. Gene Ontology annotation, molecular function: peroxidase activity; heme binding. NCBI's taxonomy places the organism in Eukaryota, Fungi, Ascomycota, Lecanoromycetes, Lecanorales, Ramalinaceae. The coding region runs from base 1 to 1554 and encodes 517 amino acids. The transcript has 3 exons. The record is from RefSeq and is a predicted model, not a curated record.
AUGCCAUCUAAUAGCCAGACCGGCAUGAAUGGCGGACCUAUCAAGUCUAAAGCAGACAAGCUGAACGAGGAAUUGCAGAAGAAAAAGUACAUAGCCUUAUUUCACGGAGACAACCUUUUAGGCGACCCUGUUGUACCGAAAGGAUUUCUGGCAAGAUUUCGCAAUGCCUUCCAGGAUGUCCGACACAUCUUCCAACCCAACAACACGAAGGCAAUGGGUAGGGUUGUAGACAAGCUAUUGAAAGGCCAAGGUUUGGACAAAAUAGGAGGUGCACAGCUCAUCGGCUCGAUGCCAAAUGACAGCAACGCUCGAGCCGCGCUUACCGCUAAAGAAGUCAAGGAGAAGUACGAGAAGAUGCUUCAUCCACCCUUGACAUACCUAGGCGACGCCUUUCAGUAUCGUACUGCCGAUGGCAAAUUCAAUAGCGCUCUGCACCCUCACCUGGGUCAAGCUGGCGCCCCUUACGCCAAGACUGUGCCCUCAAAGACUCAUCCUUUAGGAGCUCUGCCAGAUCCAGAAGACAUUUUUGAUCGAUUGAUGGCACGCGAAAAGUAUCGACCAAGCCAAUCAGGACUCUCAAGUAUGCUUGUCUACCAUGCGACAAUUAUCAUUCACGACAUUUUCCGAACCAACGAUAAUGACAAAAACAUAUCCGACAGCUCUUCUUACCUGGACCUAUCGCCUCUGUAUGGGUACACCGACAAGAUGCAGCGCCGAGUUAGAGAUGACAAGUACAAGCUUGGUCUACUAAAGCCCGAUACAUUUGCUGAGGACAGGCUGCUUCGACAGCCUCCAGGCGUGUGUAUUAUGCUCGUGAUGUACAACCGCUACCAUAACUAUGCCGCAACUCAGCUCUAUCGCAUCAACGAAAACGGCAGAUUCUCCGUGCCUGCUAAAUUCUCUGGUCCUAAACUUAUAGCUGCAGCAGAAGCUCUUGGUAGCAAGAAUGCCAAAUUCGAGAAGACUUUGACUGCUUACCGUGACAGCUUGAAACUGUACGACGAGAAUGGGCAAAAGCCGACGAAGACAAACGACUACGAGGGUGCAGCCAAAGCUCUUGAAGAUUUGAUUGAUGCCGAUGAAUUGAGAAAGUUCAACAAAGCCUACGAUGCAGCAUGGGAUAAGCUCGACAACGAUCUUUUCAAUACUGCCCGACUUACAGAUCAGAAGAAUGUCACUCGUGGGCUUGGAAAUCAAGUCACAGUCGAGUUCAAUCUGCUCUAUCGGUUCCACUGCGCCAUAUCUGAGGCCGACGAAUUAUAUACCGAGGACUUCAUGAAAGCUAAAUUUGGCAAGCCGGAUUGGGACCCAAAGACGAUGACGCUAGAACAAUAUGUCCAAUUCAUGUCGUAUGCUGCUAAAGAAAAGGCGAAACAGGCGGAAAAUGGGGACGAAUCAGCAACGGACCCAUCGAAGCAAGUGUUCGGCCUUCCAGAGCAAGCUAAUAAGCCUGAUCUGUGUUUCACGCGAAAUAAAAUCACCGGGCUUUUCGACGAUCAAAAGAUGAUCAACCAAUUGCAGAAAUCAAUGCAAGAACCGAUCUGCGAGUCAUGA